Molecule: messenger RNA, 2458 nt
Organism: Neocloeon triangulifer
Lineage: Eukaryota; Metazoa; Arthropoda; Insecta; Ephemeroptera; Baetidae
Gene: path
Product: proton-coupled amino acid transporter-like protein pathetic
Exons: 10
Coding region: 154-1704 (516 amino acids)
Biological process (GO): amino acid transmembrane transport
Cellular component (GO): vacuolar membrane
Molecular function (GO): amino acid transmembrane transporter activity
Source: RefSeq, a predicted model, not a curated record
ACAACGAAGGGGCUGUAGAGGGAACAGUCGAGUUGAGAUUGUCGAGAAUCCAGUCUGGCGCAGACCAUGUGGUGAGCAGCUUCGUCCCAGCAACAAAUUCGACCCACACUUCUGCCAAAAUCAACAAGUGCGGACUGACAGAGCAAACAAAAGAUGGACGUCAGCAAAGCGGAGCAAGGGACUGAAUUGGAGACUUUCCUACCCAAGGAUGGAGUUAAAAAUCACGUUUCCGGAAUCGGCGAGGGAGUUCAGGGAAAGUACAUUGCCGAAGCCAAUGGAGAUGGCGCCCUUCGAAAAGCACCUGCCGAAGCUCCAUUUGACCCUUUCAAAGAGAGAAAAAUCGACCAUCCAACAACGGACUGCGACACGUUGACCCACCUGCUGAAGGCCAGCUUGGGCUCGGGAAUCCUGGCGAUGCCGAUCGCGUUCAAGCACGCCGGCCUGACGAUGGGUGUGUUCGCAACCGUGUUCGUCGCCAUCAUCUGCACGCACUGCUCGUACAUCCUGGUCAAGUGCGCGCACGCCCUGUACGCCAGGACGAGGGUGACGGCGAUGAGUUUCGCCGACGUCGGCACCGUCUCCUUCAGACACGGCCCCGCAUGGAGCCGUCCGUACGCGCAGCUCUCACGGAUGACCAUCCUGGUCAGCCUUUUCCUCACCUACUUCGGCACCUGCAGCGUCUACACGGUCAUCAUCGCCAGCAACUUCCAGCAGGUGAUUGAGCACCACACCCAGGUGUUCAUGAACGAGCGAUACUACAUCGCAGCCCUGCUCAUUCCGCUGAUCCUGCUGAGCUGGGUGCCGAACCUCAAGUACUUGGCGCCCGUGUCCAUGCUGGCCAACGGUCUCAUGGGCUGCGGUCUGGGCAUCACGGUUUACUACCUCACCCAGGACUUGCCCGCGACCUCCGAGAGACCCCACUUCAACGGGUUCUACGGAAUGCCCCAAUUCUUCUCCAUCGUCAUCUUCGCCAUGGAAGCUAUCGGAGUGGUGAUGCCUCUGGAGAACAACAUGAAAAAUCCCCGUCACUUCCUUGGUCUGGCCGGUGUGCUGAACCAGGGCAUGGCCGGAGUCACCCUGAUCUACAUCCUGCUUGGAUUCCUCGGCUACCUGAAAUACGGCGACGACACCGAGGGCUCCAUCACUCUCAACCUACCAACAGACGAAAUAUUGGCGCAGUCGGUCAAGAUUUUGAUUGCCCUGGCUGUUUUCUGCACCUACGGACUGCAGUUCUUUGUGUGCCUUGAGAUCUGCUGGGACGGGGUCAAGGACCGCUACAAGGGCAGCAGAAUUGCCGAAUAUGUUUUGCGCACCGUGCUGGUCACUCUGACAGUUGCUUUGGCUGUGGCUGUGCCAACCAUUGGACCCUUCAUCGGCCUCAUUGGCGCUUUGUGUUUCUCAAUCCUUGGACUGAUCUGCCCUGCAGUUAUCGAAAUGGUCACUUUCUGGGAGGACGGUCUCGGACCUGGCAAGUGGCGGUUGUGGAAAAAUGUUGCUGUGAUGGUCUUCGGAGUGAUGGCCCUGAUCUUCGGCACCAUCACCAGCCUGGAGGACAUUGCCAGGGUGUACAGUGAAGACCACAAGGCCCACCCUGAGGAGGAGUACCUCAUGAUCAAUCAAACCAUCGCCAAUGUGACAAGCAGUGUGGUCGAAGCCAUCGCCACCACUUUGGCGCCCGUCGACGCCACCACAAUUGCGGGCUGAGCUUUUUUAAAUUUUGAUCCAUCUUGGCAAAUAUAGGCACAAUUCAUCAAGCAAAAACUCAUAAUGAGAGCAAGCAAUUUGUUGCUUCACCAAACUAUUUUUCAUAAAUAAGUCUUUUCUACAAAUCUGCCGGUCCUGAAGAAGAAGAUCAAAAUCCGGAUUCUUAUUUUUAUUUUUCCCAAAAGUUGCAAACAACUUUACAGCAGAAUUUUUUCUUUUUUUCAGCUACGAGAAUUAACACAAUAAAUCUUUCCUAUUAUUAAUUUUAGUUUAUAGAAAUUAAGAAUUAAGAGCUAUAUUUAUUAGGUCUGAUGUUGAUUAGCUAAGUUAUUGAGCUGAGUGUUAAAUUUCCUAUAGAAUCUUUUUUUAUUGAGACAUGCAUUUUUGCUCAGAGACAGUAUGAGUUGUUUUUGGUAGAUUUUCUGCGACUCUCUCUAUGUAGAACAUUUCAAAGUGGCUGGACUUCUGAAUUGGACUGUGCACUGAGCCAGAUUAUCUGAAAAAUGUUAUCUCUGUAUUGGCAGAUUUGGUUGCUGCUUCGAAUGCAUUUCUGCGUGUAUAAGUGAAGGAAAAAUCUGUAUCUUUGACUUUUCACCGUGCUAACUAUUUGGAAAAAAUGUCUGAAUGUGCAAUUUAUUUUUAAUGCGCCCCCAGCCUCGGUUCUUGAUGUCUAAUAUUGCUUUGUGUGGGGCCAAUUUUUUGUACAACCAAUCUUUGGAAGGAAAUAAAUAAAUCAUUGAAAGAGAGCUUUGAA